Molecule: messenger RNA, 393 nt
Organism: Metarhizium brunneum ARSEF 3297
Lineage: Eukaryota; Fungi; Ascomycota; Sordariomycetes; Hypocreales; Clavicipitaceae
Source: RefSeq, a predicted model, not a curated record
AUGGCAGACCAGUGGACACAAUCAGUGGCGAGUGUAAAAAGAACAAUAAGUGAUUAUACAGAGCUCAGCGUUAUUAACGAGUCUUCUGCCAGCCCUGGCCUGGUAGUAAAGCUAUUUGGUCUCAGGAACCAUCGACAAGCUGAAGGGCUUCACUUCACUGGGUCCGAUACUAGAAUACUCCUUCGCGCCGCUAUUGCACAUUAUACUGCCAAACCCAUGGAGACAUUCAAUUUGGUCGCCGCAUCCCGCCCGUCAUGGCCAGUCCCUGAAGAACUGGGCCACCACAUUGGAGAAUUUUUGGCGGCUUGCCCUCCAGAGCCUGUGGACCAUUACCCCAUCAUUGCGUCCGCACUUGUAAUGAACGCAUUUCACCCAGGAUUACACUGUGAGUAA